CGAAGAAUACCACGACGUCCUCUACGCCGGACACUUCGGUAGCAACAAGACGCUGACCGGUAUCGCAAAGCACUACUACUGGCCCCACUUGGCAGAAGAUGUCCAGAAAUUCGUCACCUCGUGUGAUACAUGUCAGCGGAUGAAGAGCAGCAAGCAGAAUAAGGCAGGACUACUGCAGCCUAUUCCUGUCCCAGAACAACCAUGGCAAGUGGUUAGCCUGGACUUCAUCACCGGGUUACCACCUACCUCCAGCGGUCAUGACGCCAUCCUUGUCGUCAUUGACAAGUUCUCCAAAAUGGGACACAUCAUGCCGACACACACGACAGCACGCACCGAAGAAACAGCACAACUCUUCGUUCGAUACAUCAUCUCACAGCAUGGCAUUCCAACCACACUCAUCUCCGACCGAGACCUAAGUUCACCAGCAAGUUCUGGAAGGAAACUUAUGUCUCUCCUCGGGACCAAACUCGCCAUGUCAUCUGCUUACCAUCCGCAGACAGACCGGACAGACUGAGCGCCUCAACCAAAUUGUUGAGCAAC
This is a messenger RNA of Closterium sp. NIES-67, 540 nucleotides long. The record is from the annotation of a GenBank genome assembly. Lineage: Eukaryota; Viridiplantae; Streptophyta; Zygnematophyceae; Desmidiales; Closteriaceae.